UUUUACGUUAUUCGCAAACAGCUGAGCGGCAAAACAGUUGUCUACGAGCUCUGUCACAAAAAUUGUUCUAAAUUUUCCAAUUUGUUUGCUUGUGAAUUUUGGUGUAGUUUACAAAAAUAAAAUAAAAGAAAUGCAAACAAUUGGACGAUUGCUGCUGUUGGUAUGCACGCUACUUUGCAUAUUAACGCAAAUAACUAGUCAGGAGGCCGGUAAUCAGCUACCUGAAAAAUAUGUGGAAUCCGUGCAACGUUCAACACACACCAACAACUGGGCAGUGCUCGUCGAUGCAUCACGCUUUUGGUUCAACUACCGGCAUGUGGCUAACGUGCUGAGCAUUUAUCGUUCGGUGAAGCGUCUUGGCAUACCCGACUCACAAAUCAUACUAAUGUUGGCUGAUGAUAUGGCUUGCAAUGCGCGCAAUCCACGUCCUGGUCAGGUGUAUAAUAAUGCAAAACAACACAUAAAUGUGUAUGGUGAUGAUGUAGAAGUGGAUUAUCGUGGUUAUGAAGUGACGGUGGAAAAUUUCGUACGUCUGCUGACAGGACGUACACAAAAUGGUACGGCACGCUCGAAGAAGCUGCUAACCGAUGCGGGUAGCAAUGUGCUAAUCUACCUUACCGGGCAUGGCGGUGAUGGUUUUCUCAAAUUUCAAGAUUCCGAAGAGAUUACCAGCCAGGAAUUAGCCGAUGCAGUUGAGCAAAUGUGGGAGAAGAAACGUUACAAUGAGCUCUUCUUCAUGGUUGAUACUUGUCAAGCCGCUUCUUUGUAUGAGAAAUUCACCUCGCCGAAUGUUUUGGCAGUGGCAAGCAGUUUAGUGGGUGAAGAUUCGCUUUCGCAUCACGUUGAUCAGUCCAUUGGCGUUUAUAUGAUAGAUCGCUACACUUAUUAUGCUUUAGAGUUUCUCGAACGCGUACAACCAAAUAGUAAAAAGACAAUGGGCGAAUUCCUGCAAGUUUGUCCCAAACGCGUUUGUAUCUCCACAGUUGGCGUGCGUAAAGAUCUCUAUAGACGCGAUCCCAAUAAAGUGCCCAUUACCGACUUUUUUGGUUCAAUACGCCCCACACAAAUUUCAACUGGACGUGUCAAUAUUACGCUAGAAGAUGAAGAAGAUUUCAUCAACGCCGCUAUAGCCGCUGAAGAAGAAGCCGCAAAACGUAGCACAUUUAAAGUCGAAUUUCCAUCACAAUUUCCUUCUGAAUUAUUUAAAUAAAUGUGCUCAUACAUGUUUUAGACUGAAAAGUAUUACAUAA
Bactrocera dorsalis (oriental fruit fly) is the source of this 1250-nucleotide messenger RNA. RefSeq names its product putative GPI-anchor transamidase (gene PIG-K). The transcript has 6 exons. Gene Ontology annotation, biological process: protein localization to cell surface; proteolysis; attachment of GPI anchor to protein. The record is from RefSeq and is a predicted model, not a curated record. Gene Ontology annotation, molecular function: GPI-anchor transamidase activity. Gene Ontology annotation, cellular component: GPI-anchor transamidase complex. Bases 131 to 1210 code for a protein of 359 amino acids. Lineage: Eukaryota; Metazoa; Arthropoda; Insecta; Diptera; Tephritidae.